AUGGCCAGCGGAAGCCUGAUGACCCGCCUUUCACCUUGGCUUUCGUGGUCAGUCAAACCCUAUCAUUUGAAACGGCUCAACAAACAAACAAGAUUUUGGCAACCUCUGCAAUUGAAGAACAGUUCCAUUAUACUGCAUCUGCGCUCGCCAACAAAGGCCUCCCAAAACCCCCUGAAAGACCUGAAAACAGAUCCUGUUUUUUGGGGGAUAGCAAGCAACAACACUCUCGUGACUUGUGCCCAGCGUCCCGAAAAAUCUGCAGCUACUGCCACAAAACCAGCCAUUUCACAUACGUUUGUCAGCAGGCCUUCAGAGCCCAGCGACCCUCCGGUACCACCCCCCAAAACCCAACUCCACCGGGACCCAGCAGGAAGGCAUUCAGUAUUGGAACUGCUUUACCCUCUCAGAAAAACAACCUCGUGAUCUUCUUAGCACGGCAACUACGCCACCCUCGCUUCACCCACACCUAUCGCGGACAAAGGCCAUUUCGUCAUGCUUGAUUUAAGGAUUCUAGACUCCCCCAUCAGUAAGCAGAUUCCUUUCCAGAUAGAUUCGGCAGCUUCCUGCAAUACCUUGCCGUCCAACCACCUCACCAACAUACCUUGCGCCAAGAUUUCUCCAUCGAAGACUGUAAUACUGCCCUAUGCCAGUCCACCAACUAAGCCUAUCGGCCAUGUCACCCUUACAGCUAGCAAAGGUAGAUCCACGUGUGAUCUCACCUUCCACAUCAUCAACGCUGAACAGCCAGCCUUACUCGGUAUAAAAGCCAGCAAAACACUAGGCGUGCUAACUGUGAUUUUAUAAGAAAAUGCUCCACAAGCACCACUCAACCGUCCCCAAUGUCUAGCCUUAAUCAAGAUUCGGCUGCUGGCCCACCCCCAGCCCCUCCAAAUACUUCAGAUCGGAUUUGGCCUGAGCUUGGAACUUUAACUCUCAAGUUUAUUUCAGAGAACUGCCACUUCAUCUUUCAGAGACUUGGGUUCCUUGGCCCACUGUUGACUUUGACCUGAAGUCAAACGUCUCAAAACUGGAUUCAACCAAAGUGGCAGUGGAUACCUAUGAAGCCACCGGCCAGCUGAUGAGAGAAUCUGAACCAACCGACUAG
This is a messenger RNA of Porites evermanni, 1105 nucleotides long. The record is from the annotation of a GenBank genome assembly. NCBI's taxonomy places the organism in Eukaryota, Metazoa, Cnidaria, Anthozoa, Scleractinia, Poritidae.